This is a messenger RNA of Trichomonas vaginalis G3, 546 nucleotides long. RefSeq lists its product as uncharacterized. Bases 1 to 546 code for a protein of 181 amino acids. The transcript has a single exon. The record is from RefSeq and is a predicted model, not a curated record. NCBI's taxonomy places the organism in Eukaryota, Parabasalia, Trichomonadida, Trichomonadidae.
AUGAGUGAUGAUCCAUCAGGAGCCACAAAGAAAAUAAAAGCCAAUGCAACCCUAAAGAUGGAGAGUGGCGUGAUGACGCCUAUUUUAAACGAAAUUAUACGAAAACGUCUUCAAAAAACAAUUGACCGGGAUGAUUAUGAUAUUCUUCGUCGAGAAGACAUAUCUCCUUCUUUAGAAACCAUAGUUUAUGAAUUGAAUACAUAUAACUAUGAUAAAUUCUCGAAAUUUUCAGAACAAUUUCAACAAUUUUUAAAUUGCGAAUCAAAUUUUAAAAAUUCGUAUUCAAAACUAAUUUUACAAGAUAUAAAAAACGAAUACACCAGUAAAUUAGAAUAUUGGAAGCAAUUAUCAGAAUUAAACCUUAAAACCCCAGCAAUCGAAGCUCUUGAGAAUAUAAAACGCAUACUUGGUGCAUCUCAAGAGGAAAUCAAUGAAUACAAGGAAAAAUUCCUUGAAAUCAAAAAGCAAAUCCAAGAAAUGAGAAAUGAAAUUGAUUCAAAGCAAACUGAUGAUCAACAAAUCAACUAUAAAGUAGUUAAUUACUAG